UAUCAUCUGUAAUCUUUUAUCUGUGGUCUAGUUGGAGACUCGGAAACAUCCAUCGUGUUGUAAACACUUUUUAUUAUUUUUUAAGUUUUUAUUUGUCCAAUAGAUGUAAUUAACCGGGAAAGAUAUGCAAGUGAUAAUGUGUUUUUCUUAGAUAUGUUUAUGUUUGCCUCUUAUACUGGGAUUUAGUCGGACAAUACCUUAGAACAAAAUGUGUCGCAUAAGAUUUUUUGUGUUUAUUUGUUUUCUACAAUAUGUAGUUGCAUUUAGUGGCCUGUGUGGGAAGAAUAACACGGAGCUCAGCUGUACAACGGAGAUCCUCGGCCAAAGAAGCACGGACUAUGACGCCUGUAAGAUGAAAGUGUACCCUCCGAACAGUCAGGAAUGUGGCGCUAUGACCUUCGGAGAUAAUUCUCCGAAUACUCACAUUGGGGGCGUGACUCUCAAACCUUAUAUCGUGGCCAUGCUGCACAACACCUUCUACGUCAACCACACGGUCCUCAAUAUUACUUUCAGUAAUAUUAAGUGGAAGACCAUGAAGUUCCGAUUCCAAGACAAGUAUAGAACGGAAAAGAACCACUGCAGAACCAUUACCAUAUCAAAUGACAUCACAAUUGACGAUGAUUCCGUGCUUUACUACGAUUGUUACUGGCCGAAGACUGAUGAUAGAGACGGACAAAGCCAUACCCUGGACUUCGAGGCCGUGGCUGAUGACAAAACUGUUAAUAGAGGAACAUAUUACUUCAAUAUUCCCUCUGCUGAGAUGCUUAGUUUAACAACAACAGCAGAUAGAUGGAAGCCGUUCAUCUACAUAGAAAUCUUCAACAGCAUAAUGCGUCUUCACAUAAUGCCACCUCCUCGACAGUUGAAAAUAAACGCCUACCGUAUCAGGGUUGUCACUCAGGGUGGCAGAAGAGACCUGCAAUCUGCUAGAGUCCCUCUGAAGAAUAGCACGGAAGAAGUUACCUAUGACUAUAACUGUGUCGGUACGAAUGGGUCCGUCAGCUUUGUGGUGACACCCCUACACGAUCAAUGUGAGAUGGAAGGCAUCGGAUGCACGUCUGUGGAAAGUCCAAGGAUUAAUAUACAUACCGAGCAUCAAACCCUGAACAUCUGUAUAGCGAGUAUCACGGCUCUGAUAGUGGCGACCCUGUUCGCGUACUACAUUGUGCUGCGACUCAUGCGCCGCUACUGUUGCCACGACAGAUACAGAGACGAAUUGCCCCUUAUGAUCCCGACCCCACCGAAGAUCUUGGUAGUAUACUCCCCAGCCAACCGGCUUCACGCGGAAUGCGUGACAUCGUUCGUCACAUACCUUCGAUCGGAGUAUGGCUUCGACAUCAUGUAUGAUGGAGACAUAUCCACCUCACUCAAAGACCCAUACAACUGGGCACAAAAAGCCUUUGAGCUAGCCACCCACGUCCUCUACGUAGUCGGUCCCGCAAAGGAAGCAAAUUCCUUCAGAAACAUCUACGAUGAUCCCAUAAUAAGUCCCCUACAAAAUGUGGAUACACUACUCCUAUCUUUCGUCAGAGCCAACAGAAGCACUAAGGAGGUUAUCAACGUGAUGUUCGAUCAUUCCAAUGGCGAAGUCCCUGAGGAAACUAAACAUGCUAAGACGUUCGUCUUACUCAAAGAUUGGCAGAAGCUAAUAUCGUAUCUGUCUAAAGACUUGCUCCCCAAAGUACAUAUAAUGCGUUCGGAGAGAGGUAAGCGGUUUUACGAAGAUUUGAACAGGGCUAAAAAGCUGUUGGGCGCCAAGAAUGAUGAGGUCAGCCUGCAGUACGAGAAGGUAAAGAAUUUCGAGAAGAAAAUUUUGGUGUAAAUAUUCACCUGGUUUCGGGCACAGUACAUAUUGCGUUCGGAAGUGUGGCGGGGAAAACUCGAGAUUUUUAUUAACCUUGCGUCUCAUAUAUUUAGUCAGUUACUCAAGAUAUUCAUGUAUAGAUGGUAUAAGUUUCGGAGGUUGUAAAUGUCUCGUUGUACCCAAGCCUCGCCCACCGACUCCUGCGCAUAAGGUUAGGAACAUCUUCGUUGGACGUAGUACGUAAAUUGAACGUGAAACUACGGCUUAUAUGUUGUCUAUUGAUUGUAACCGUACUGAAUGUUUAGUAUUGUUGUGUUGGGACUAAAUAAUAAUAUGGAAAAAUGAUAAAAAUCUUAGUUUUAUAAACAGGCUUAAUUUAGAAUGUUAAAAAGAAGUUUAUGAAUAUUUAAAAAGUUAAAUGUUGUAUCCACCUUAGGUUAAGGACUAUUAUUAUUAUUUAGUCACAAUCUGUAAUGAAAUAUUUUUCGAUUGAAACUUCAGAAUGUUUAUUUAGUGUUACGUAUAAUAAGACGAGAUAUAAAUUGAAUUUGAUAAUAUAUUUAUCCGUGUAAUAUAAAGAAAUGAUACGAAAAAAAUACAAAAAAAAAAUAUUAAGAAGAGCGUCUACAUGGCUCCAGAAUAAAUAGGAAUCAUUAAAUGAUUAUAUUUUUAUUCUGUGAACGUAUUUUAAUGUUAGAUUCUCAGUUGCGAUUGAGGGCGGCACUUUUAGAUGUAUAUCUGUCUCUUUCUUGCACACAGAUUGUAUAUACGCUGUCUCGCAACGAUAUCUUUCUAACAUGGAAUACGAGAAUUUGUCAAAUAUGGGUACUCGAUUGUUUGUUUCGAAAUUGAAAUCUGAAUAAUAACAUUAUUGCUGAACUGAUGAUGGUAGGUUUUAAAGGUUGAUCAAAUAUUUUCUUGGACAAAUAAAAACUAUCUAGUCACAGAUGUCGUAGGAAAAUAGCUCUUAUAGCUAACAGAAUAAAGCCAAAUUUCACUAAGUUCAAGGUUUUAAUACCAAAGAUGGACAAUUUAAAAUUUCAAUUUCGAAAUAUCAACCCUGAGUGUAAGGCGAUAGGGUCGCGAUCCCUGUACACCUCUUCCGGAUUCAUAAAUAUUUUUGUGGUGAUUUAUAACUGUUGUCUAUCCCAGUACGAUGCAUAUCUAAUUGCUUUUAGUAAUAAGUAUUUUUAUAAUUAAUAUUUUUUACGUUUAAUUUUUCUAAUGGCAUUAUUCACUUUUUGAACGUCGCUCCUUUAUCCCACCAGACCGUUGCGGACUUUUUUAUUCUGUGGUAUUAAGUAUCUACACAUGUUACCUUUAAUACGUACUAGGUGUAUAUUUUCUGCGUUUCUUAGAUUUUUAUAAGCAACUAGCAAACUCGGUGAACCCCGAGCGAAAGCGAAAUGGCUUAAUAUUUUUUUUGUAACAGAGAUGGCGCUGUAUGCGAAAAAUGAUUUUCUCUGUUUUCCAACUUUUCUCUUGAAUUUUUUUCCUGAAAUUUCUUUGCUAUACACCUCACAGAGCCCGAGACCUUUCCAAUGAAUGUAAAACCGUGGAAAUCGGUUCGUGCGUUCUGAAGUUGUAGCGUCAGGAAGGAUAACCCGACUUAUUUUUAUAUUAUAAGCAAAACACAUGUUUUUAUUUGCAAUAACUUCUAUAGUUAUAGAGAAAUUGAUGUCAAAGAAAUUUGAACCUUAUUGCUUUACUAACAAAUCUAAUUGGCGUUCAAAAAGUCGAAACAUUUAACUAACAUUACUUUAGUACCUUUUAGAUGUCCAUUUUCUUUAUAAAAAAACUCUUUAAAUUAAUUGCAUAUCUUAAGUAUCGAUGGCGGAAUAAAUAAUUUUAGUACGUAAUACUUGGAACUUGUGUAAAAUCUUUUAUUAGUACAGAAAUUUUCCGAAUUUUCUCUUUAAAUUUGGUGUGCCAUAAACUACACUGAAUCGGUGUUGUGUCUUCGUGUAAUAUGUCGGUGUUUGACCACAUUGUAUUUACACUGCACUAAAUAACUGGAGUGGUAUACUAAAUACUUAUAUAUUAUAACCUUUUUAUAUAAGUAUACGGAAUUAUAAAGUGAUAUUAUGUCAUAAAAGACGCGCACAACUAUCGCAUAAAACUUUUCUACGGUCUUUUAUACCGCCUGUAUAUUAUGCAGGGUGUUGCAAGUAUACAAUUAAUAUUUAGUUUCACCUCUUUUUAUAGUAACUUAUAAUUCUCUUUGAAUAUUUUGAAAAUUAAACUAAAAUGUUAUGAAUUUCAUGAAACCAUGAUAUUACGGUUUCACGUGAUAAUUACUUAAUAAAAUAUUUUAAUUUCUCUUACGCUUUUACAGCUUAUAAUUUUUGUAUCAAUGAAAUAAGUUUUUAUUAAAAAAAAGAUGGAAUAAGCAAACAUUUUUUUUUUCAGUCUUAAAGCAUUUUGAUUGCAAUCUUUCGCUUAGUAUUGCUAGCAUUAAUAUAAUUGUUAUUGAUAUUAUGAACUAGCAACUCUGGUUAUUUAGUGUAAUAUUUGUACCUUUUUUAUAUACCUGUUUCCUCGUUGAUCUCAUCGGUAAAAAAACUGUUGGAGUGUGUUCUAUAUUGAUAAAGGACCUUUCAAUUAUUAAGCUCAAAAUAUUAUACCUUGUGAUGUAUUUUUUAUAAAUAAAGUCGUAAAUAACA
Messenger RNA from Spodoptera frugiperda (fall armyworm), 4467 nucleotides. RefSeq lists its product as uncharacterized. NCBI's taxonomy places the organism in Eukaryota, Metazoa, Arthropoda, Insecta, Lepidoptera, Noctuidae. Bases 209 to 1822 code for a protein of 537 amino acids. The transcript has 6 exons. The record is from RefSeq and is a predicted model, not a curated record.